UCGUUCGAUUAUCCCCAUCUGUAGUAAAGUGCGAAUGUCCCGCGUUCGUCGUACGAUCUACGACAUUGUCGUUAGGUGAUCAAUGGUAGCCAGACGCAUUUAGUAGCCGCUGCUCAGCCGCGCUUUCUUAUCUAGCUUCGACGAAGGCAGCCUUCUAUACCAGUGCGUAUAAAGGUUACUUCUGACCGAGGUGAACGAUCUGCCGCGCGUCUCCAGACCACGCCAGUCGCCUCUUUCCUCGGGAUUCUAGAACUUCAGCCCUGGUAACUGCUCCUUCUCGGUUGCAUCACGAUGACGAGGCUGCUCUACGUCCUUUUCAUCUUGGCCUGCAUCAAUGGCACCUUCGGAGACGGGCUCAAGUGUCUUCUUAAACCUGCUGAUAUACCAACAUCAUGGAUAGACAUGACUGAUCCAUGCACGAAACUCAUGGAGUCUCAAGUUAAAACUGAAAUGGAAGCUGCUAUGAAAUAUCUUGCGAUGGGUGCCCACUUUGCACGUGAUACUAUAAAUCGUCCAGGCUUUAGCAAGUUCUUUUUUGAAAGUGCGAGCGAAGAGAGAGAGCAUGCGAUAAAGAUCAUCGAAUAUUUACUAAUGCGUGGACAACUUACAAAUGAUGUCAGCAAACUUCUCAAGUAUUCUUUGACUACCAAUAAUACAAAUCCGAUACGCCAGGAGUGGAAUACUGGAGAAGAAGCUCUCACUGAUGCUUUGAAAUUGGAGGCUCAAGUUACGCGUAGUAUUCGUGAUAUAAUCAUAACGUGCGAAACUCCAAAAACAUCUUCUUUCAAUGAUUAUCAUUUGGUCGACUACCUCAUUACCGAUUUCUUAGAGGAACAAUAUAAAGGACAACGCGACCUCGCAGGCAAAAUCUCAGUGUUGGGUAAAAUGAUACAAGCGCACGGACCUUUGGCAGAAUUUUUAUUCGAUAAGAAAUUAUUGAGUGGUGAAGUCUAAGUGUUUUGGUGACAUCAAAAAAUAUAUACUGAAAUUUAUAGCUCAAUCUAUAAAUUUCUCUUUUCUAUAAAUACAUAAAAUUUAUAAAAUUAUAAUGGCCACAUUUAGGAUACAUUAUAUAAUUCAGAUUAUUACCAUGUACAAUCUUGUUUAUAUUUUAUUGUAGAAAGAUAUAUAAUUAACAAUUUUUGUUUAUCGAGCAUAUUUCUAAAUGUGGCCUGUAAUAUUAUAAGAGUAUGCAAAGCAUAAUGUUUGUUAAUCUAUAACAAGUAUAUUAUCCUUGAUAAAUACAUAAAUAAAUAAAUAAACAUUA
Messenger RNA from Cyphomyrmex costatus, 1267 nucleotides. RefSeq names its product ferritin 1 heavy chain (gene Fer1HCH). The transcript is spliced from 5 exons. Gene Ontology annotation, cellular component: cytoplasm. Gene Ontology annotation, biological process: iron ion transport; intracellular iron ion homeostasis. The record is from RefSeq and is a predicted model, not a curated record. Gene Ontology annotation, molecular function: ferric iron binding; ferrous iron binding. Lineage: Eukaryota; Metazoa; Arthropoda; Insecta; Hymenoptera; Formicidae. The coding region runs from base 292 to 954 and encodes 220 amino acids.